GAAACAAGUUUGUUCAACGUCAGGUUGAAGCGAGGUAAAAGCCUCUACAAGGUGGUCCAAUUGUCUCUUCAAAGCGAGUGUGUAGUUUUUGACGAGGUCAACAUAUCUGACUGAUUUGGUGCAUACUCAGGCUCGCCAGAAUGAUUUCACAAAGCUUCCUUCUCUCUCUUCUGCUGCUGACGGUAAGCGCCCAGAAUUUGGGCUACCACCAGGUUCAGGCGCCCCAGCAACAACUGCCGUCUGUCAUUGGUGGUGGUUUUCCAGCUGGAAGCCCUCAACCAGCACAAGCUCCAGCUGCCCAGCCCGUGCAACAAACCGCCGCACAACAAUCCACGCAGCAACCCACACAGCAACCUUCUCAGAAGCCCGCUGUUCAACAACCCGCCGCCCAACAGCCAGCCGUUCAACUGCCCGUAGUGCAGCCGCCCAGGCCUGUGCAGAUAGUUAUGCCAGGUAUGCCCAACCAGAACCAGGCGUUCGUUGGCAUUCCCAAUGGGCCUAUCAAGAAGUGUUACGGUGUGGACUACAACUCGGCCAUUGCCGCGUGCUGCGCUGGGGUAAUCACGCCCAGACCAAUUGGUGUUCCGGAGAAUCUCCUGUCAUGCUGUGUAACUACCGCCUACAACAACAUGACCCAUGGCUGCUGCAUGGGACAGGUGUUCGACGCAAUGAUCGCCCAGUGCUGCGGCGGUCAGAUCAACACCAAUGGACCCGCCGGCCAGUACCAGUGCUGCGCCGACCAAGCGUACCAGCGUGGUGGUGGCUACCUGUGCUGCCAGGGCAAUGUCAAGAAUGGCGUGCCAGGUAUCGAUGGCUGCUGUGGCCAUGAGACCUACGAGAAAGCCACCAAGUCCUGCUGCGCCAACCACACCAUCUUCGAUCCACAGGACGACAUGUGCUGCAACGGCAUGAUGAUCGGAGAGCCAGCCACGCAAUUCAUGUGCUGCGGCAUGGACAUCAUCCCACGCUUCCAGGAGCUCAAGUGCUGCAAAGGCAAUGGUGGACGCGCCAUGAAGUACGACAUCAACUCUGAGAGCUGUUGCAGUGGAUUCGUCGUUCCCGGUGCCGAGGCUUCCCACACCUGCUGCGGACGCCAGACACUGCCCCUCUGGGGAACAGCACGCUGCUGCGGUAACCGUCGCUACGACACCUCCACGCACUCGUGCUGCAACAAUCGCGUUGCGCCCGGACCGGAAGGCUCAUCGAUCUGCUGCGGAGAGGGCACGCUGCCGUCGAUGGGCUCACUGCGUUGCUGCAGCAGUACAACCCCAUACGACCUGAACCAGCAGACAUGCUGCGGUGGCGUAGUCAAGCAGGGACUCAGUUGUGUCUAACCGUCUACACUGUAACCACAUUCCCCACGCCAGUUACUAGCAUUUCGUCUUGUACGACCACGCUACAGCAAAAAGGUCCUUCCACGUCUGUUGACACCAGUGCGUUAUAAUGUCCGCAACUGUGUCCAUCUCGAACUCAAACAGCGGGCAGCACAGUCGUAACGGUUGACAUUGACUUCUCCGGCUUCAGUUCAGAUGGCCCACAGUCCUGAUGUUACUCCUUCUCCCGACUAUUUCUCCCAUUUCGUUUAGCUUGUGGCCAUCUAUGGACUAUGGAUGCCAGCAGGCCCUUAUAAAGUAUAAUAUAUUAUAAUACAGCCAAACAGAUAUCCGAAUUCAUCCUUUCCUCUAAUUCUUCUCUAGGACUCUUCUCUUGUAAUUUGUGUGUGUGUGUGGUAGUAUGAUGUAAUGUGCCGUGUAUGCACGACUAACCACGGCCACACUGGUACCGUUGUCUUCAGUUUUACCUACAUUGUAUGAGUCCCUUUUCCUGUACAUUAUCCAUCCAAUCUGUAUCCUAUUUUAAUUAUUAACGCCCGAUCCUCUCUACGUUCUGAAGCAGGAGCGGAACAUAUUCUUUCGCCUGUAUUCUUUAAAACUAUAGAAGAAGAGCACCCUGAAUCUACACAACUCACUGAAAAGAUCCGAUUGAAUCGCUUGAAUACAUGCGAUCUGUCGCAGGAUAGAAGCUAACUGAAGUCUACUGUAUGAGAUGUCACUGUGACUUUUCUUCUGAGUCACACUACUUUCCGAAUAACUACUUCAAGUACUGAGUA
Messenger RNA from Sycon ciliatum, 2110 nucleotides. Its product is annotated as galaxin-like. The coding region runs from base 141 to 1334 and encodes 397 amino acids. The record is from RefSeq and is a predicted model, not a curated record. NCBI's taxonomy places the organism in Eukaryota, Metazoa, Porifera, Calcarea, Leucosolenida, Sycettidae. The transcript has a single exon.